Messenger RNA from Myxocyprinus asiaticus (Chinese sucker), 2973 nucleotides. RefSeq names its product V-type proton ATPase subunit S1-like. Gene Ontology annotation, cellular component: proton-transporting V-type ATPase complex. Bases 17 to 1417 code for a protein of 466 amino acids. The transcript is spliced from 10 exons. The record is from RefSeq and is a predicted model, not a curated record. Lineage: Eukaryota; Metazoa; Chordata; Actinopteri; Cypriniformes; Catostomidae.
GCUCUUUUAGCUGAAGAUGGCUGCUGUGAGGACGCUCUCCGGUAACGGCAGGAUGAAUAUGUUGGUGUUUGUGUGUGUGUUCGCCGCGGUGAAGAGCGAUGAGCAGGUGCCUGUGGUGGCGUGGACGAGUGACGGGUUUGUCCUGUCUCCUGUGAAUGCUCCAUCAGCGGGACACACAGUGUCAGUGGAUGAGCUGGAGUCAUAUCUGAACAGAGCUAUGAGCACUACACCACAUAACCUGCUGCUCUUCCUGCAGGAUAAAUUGAGUGUUGAUGAUUUCACGAUGUAUGGAGGAGUAUUCGGAAACAAACAGGACAGCGUCUUCCGUAAUCUUGAGGCAGCUCUGGACUCUUCCUCUUCAUUAUGGCUGCCGUCUGCGUCAUCGUCUGCUGCUGCUUCAGUUUCUACUCUGCUUCAGAAUCAGAUUGAUACAGCUCCUCUCUAUAUGAACCCAGAAACCCUCGCUCAGCUGCGCCUCAAUUUGUCUGUCACCGCCCUGCUGGUGUUUCGCCUCCCGUACAGCGUCGGUGCUGAUAUGAUGUCUGCUAAAGAGGUGCUCAGUGGAAACGAUGAGGUGAUUGGUCAGGUGCUGAGCAUCAUGAAGGCUCAGUCUGUGCCGUAUACUGCUGUGUUCACUGCGCUCCGGGCCUCACGGGUGAUUGAGGAGGCGUCUCCCACUGUACACUCUGUGGGUUCACGUUCCCUCCUGCAGUCUAGGCAUGGGGAGCCUCCUGCACCGUACCCACCAGUGGAGUUUAAGGAGAAGGGCUCCACCUGCAUCCUCUUGUGGGCGGAAGAACUGGUGGUCAGCCAGUAUCGGUCAGGAAAGUGGGAGAGACACGACCUCGCCUCCAAAACCUUUGGCGAAGGUGUAAUGCCUGACCUGGCUGGAUCCUCCUGCAGUGAGACUCACUCUCGACUUGUUCUGAACUACAAGGAUGUCCUGAAUUUCCAAUCUUUCAAGCUCAUUUUUGUCAUGAAUCAGCAUCACUAUAAGGUUUCUGCUCGCCGCUGGUUCACAAUGGAUCUGGUUCAGUUGGAGUAUGAUGGGAAAAAGGCCUUGUUUAACGCCAGCCACCACAUUUAUGCUCCAGCAGAGUACUCGUACCGCUGUGAGUCCGUCAGCAGUUCCCGCUACCCACAGCUCUCUCCACACUCGGCCAAUGACAACGCCAACGAGUGGCAGAUCUCAUUCGAUGACUUCCAGAUCCAGGCCUUUAACGUGGCCGGGAAGGAUUUCUCUUAUGCAAGUGACUGUGCUGGUUUCUUUACUCCUGGUAUCUGGAUGGGGCUGGUGACGUCUCUGCUCAUGGUGCUGGUUCUCACUUAUGGCCUUCACAUGAUCAUGCAGCUCCGCACCAUGGACCGCUUCGAUGACCCCAAGGGUCCUGCCAUCUCUGUGCCCCAGACCGAGUGAAACACACAGAGCCAGUUUCCUCUCUUAUCUUCACAGCAUCAGUGAUUGUUUGGGGAAAGAAUGUGUUGUUCUGUUCUUGUCUUUAUGUGUGAUUGACAUGCUGCUAGUUCUUGCAGUGAUAAUCAUUUCAUGUAGUAGGAUGUUUAUGGCUGAGUCUCACUACAGCAUCAUAUUUCACCCCAAAAUCAAAUAAUAAAUUCUAUUUUGCAUAAAGAAAAUUAAGCUAAUUUUAAGGCCAUUAAGAUUUUUCCAUUCUGACAUUAUUUACACUACAAUUAACAAUUAUGCAAAAACUUCUGGGAAAAAAUCUGCAAUAUGAUUAUUUUUUUCCAGUCGCCAUCAAUCAAAGGCAGUAAAACAAAUAUUACCACAAAGAAUACAUACCUUAAAGUCAGUGCAUGAAGUGGCUCGAAAAAUUCUUCAUUUACUUUAUGCACAUUGUUUUGUGAGAUUCAGCCCUAAUAUUUUGUUUUCGACAAAAUAUAAGCACUAUAAUUUUGUAUCUUUUUAUCCCUGUGCUUACUUUUGUGGGAAAGUUUUUUUGUUUUGUAAUAUGUGUUUGUCGUUGGAGGCUUGAGCCAGUAUUUUGCUGUUUGUAAAAACCAUUUGAUCAUCAGAUUUAUUCAUGAUAGCCUGAGCUGUUUUCAGUUAUUACCACUAGAGAUUUGAACAGAUCUGUGUUUGAACUUCAUGAAACCAAUUUUUGACCAAGGCUGAGAAGAAAUAUGAUGUAUGUUAAUGUAUUUAAUGUUAGCAGACAGAUGCAUAGGGACAUGUACUAUGAUGAUCUAAACAUCAUAUUUGACCCAUGCACUAAUAAUGGAGUAACUUUGUGAAACACUUCUGUUGCAAAUCUGCAUGUUAUAAAUUAUUGGUACAAUAGAGGUACAAUAGAGAUACACCUAUUCACGAACACUGAUGUUUUGAGUGUGCUGUUAUUGUAAAUAUGAAGAGAGGAAUUAAUUGCUAGAUGAAAUAUAAUUUAUUUGUGGUGUUUAUGAAUACAGUAUUUGUUUUUGAGAGUACUUGCUCUAGUCCAUGUGUCUAUAGUUGAUUCCCUGUCUGGGUCUUGUGAGAAUUUAUGUGUUUUAUGACCACAUAUGGAAGGGGUAAAUAUUGGAAUAAGGGAAAAAUGGAUCUUGCUUUACUAAAAAACUGUUGUGCACUGUAUUUAAAUAUUAGCAAAGAACAAAUCUUCAAAGGCAUUAACCCAGAGAAAAGCUACUAUAUAUAUUUUUUGCCUCUAAAUAACCAAUAAUCCAAAAAUGUACAUUUUGACAUUUUUAUUGCUGUGAAUCCAUUUCUCACAUAGUUGUCAUAACUGGUAUGUAAUGAUAGAAUUAGAAACAACAUAUGUACUAUUAUAAAAUAUUAUUUAUCAUCUCAUGCAGGAAAGCUUGAAAGGAGUGCACUCUUAAACACAAAGAAGGAAAAAUUGCUGAGUGUCAAGUUGAAUUCAAUGUUGUGAUUUUAGCUGAAGUUAAAGCCUUGGAUGGUUGUGGUCUAGACUACAAAUAUUUCUGGAUGCAAAAUAAACUACAUUUUCAUUUUUCAAA